This is a messenger RNA of Paramecium pentaurelia, 1508 nucleotides long. The record is from the annotation of a GenBank genome assembly. Lineage: Eukaryota; Ciliophora; Oligohymenophorea; Peniculida; Parameciidae.
AUGAAUACAUUAAGUUCUAAUCCUAAAAAAACUAUGUUUUACGCUGCUGCAUAAAGUAAAUUAUUAUCAAAAUUUUAGAUAUGUUAAAUUCAAAUCAAUCUUCUAUGCAAAACUUAAAACGCAGUUUAUUUUAAUUAGCUAUGUUUCCUUCAAGUCAUCAAAAGGAUCAAUUAAAUUUAUCUUUGAAUAAUAACUCUGAUAGAGCAUAAGCAAAUUAUUCCCUUCCAAGAAGAAGCAAUUUAUUCUAAAAUGAUAGGGAUCGUUCCUUAUCAUACAAAUAAAAUAUAUCAAUGGAAUAAAAUGGAUCAGUGGAGAGAUUAUAAAAUGCUUAUAAUAUAAAGGGACAUUUUUAAUUGAUGAAUGAAGAUCCAAAUUAAAUAGUAGAGAAAGAAUAAAAAAAAUUAGAGUAUUCUUUUUUUAAUUAUGUUUCAAAUAGGUUGAAGGAAUAUUUAUUAAAACAAAUUGAGGAAAAAAAGAACCAAUAGAAAUAUGAAUAAGAAAGAAAAAGAAUAGAAGAUGCUAAGGCUGAAUAAUUAGUAUAGAAACAAUUAGAAGAAAUGAGAGUUAGAUAACAUUCUAAAUUUGAAAAUUAAAAUAUGUAAUAAUCUUAAGGUAGUAUUUGGUUGAUAUAUUAUUAUAUAAGAAAAAUCCAGCAUCAUCAAUAUAAACAAAGGCAAUUUAAUAAUUAUCUGUGUCACCUCAAAAAGAAGGCAUAUUUAUGUAAAUAUAUAAAUAAAAAUAAUAAAAUAUUGUAUCAUAACAGACUGAUAUACUUGAAAAAAUUAAUCAUCUUUAAGUAAAUAAUAAUAUAAUUUAUAUUUAGAAUGAUAUAAAAUCUCUAUAAAUUAAUUAAUAAUAAUAAAAUGAUGUAAAUUCAGUAAGAAAUAAUAUUAAAUUAAUGAUGAAGAAAUAAAGUUCUAUGAAUCCUGAAUAAAUUAACAAAAUUUAAAAAAAAGAUAUAUAAUAAUUAAAAGAAAGAUAAUUAGAUUGUGAAACUAUCUUUAUUCCAGCUAAUUUAAAAUUAAAUACUGAUGUUGAUAUUUUAUAAUAAAAUGAUAAUACUAUUUAAGAUGUAAAUAAAUCAACAAAUAGUUUGAAUUUUACUAAAAAUUCUUAAAAUUAAUUACUUUUAAAUAAUACAUCUAUUAUUAGUAAUUAAGUCAUAAAUAAUUCAUAAUAAUAAGUUAAUAAUUAAAUAGUAAAUCAUUCAAGAUUAACUAUCAGUUAAUUAUCUUCUAGAAAUAGAUCAUUAUCAAAUGAAAAAUAAGUGUUACCUGAUCCCAUAUAAUCAGACAAUACUCAAGAAGAAACUAAAUUAAUUUAAAAACAAAAAAAAGUAUAAUUUAUAUGUAAAUUUAGCCUAAAUAAAAUAAUUUGUAAUUAAAACUACCACAUAGAACAACAAUGUUAAUGUAAAUUCCUUCAAAAAAGUAAAUAUAUAAAUAUAAUUAAUUAGCUAAAUUUCAACUUAAAAAUCAGAAGAACCAAAAUCAUCAUAAAGAAAUUGA